GUGGCACUGGUGGGGCUGGGAGCGGCCCCGGCUGCGGGCGAGGAGCUCUCGGAAGUCUUCCAGCACAUGUUUAAGGGCGAGUGUCACUUCACAAACGGCACGGAGAAGGUGACGUAUGUGGAGAGGUUAAUCUACAACCGCGUGGAUUUCCUGAAGUUCGACAGCGACGUGGGGGACUACGUGGGGUUCACCCCCUGGGGGGAGAGGAAUGCCCGGUAUUGGAACAACCUGCCGGAAUGGAUGGAGAGCAGACGGGCUUUGGUGGACACAGCCUGCCGGCGAAACUACGGGGUGUUCACCCGGUUCCUCGUGGAUCGCAGAGGUGAGCGCGGGGCCGAGCGCGUCCCCUCGGGCUCUGCCCCGCCAAUGACCCCGGAGCCCCUCAAAACCUCCCUGGGAAUCGCCCCAGAGCCCUCAGCCCUCCUUGUGGCCCUUCUCCAUCCCCAGUGAC
This is a messenger RNA of Malurus melanocephalus (red-backed fairy wren), 451 nucleotides long. RefSeq names its product H-2 class II histocompatibility antigen, I-E beta chain-like. The annotation marks the transcript as partial. The record is from RefSeq and is a predicted model, not a curated record. Gene Ontology annotation, cellular component: membrane; MHC class II protein complex. Gene Ontology annotation, molecular function: MHC class II protein complex binding. Lineage: Eukaryota; Metazoa; Chordata; Aves; Passeriformes; Maluridae. Gene Ontology annotation, biological process: immunoglobulin production involved in immunoglobulin-mediated immune response; positive regulation of T cell activation; immune response. The transcript is spliced from 2 exons.